Molecule: messenger RNA, 1101 nt
Organism: Talaromyces amestolkiae
Lineage: Eukaryota; Fungi; Ascomycota; Eurotiomycetes; Eurotiales; Trichocomaceae
Exons: 2
Coding region: 1-1101 (366 amino acids)
Biological process (GO): DNA-templated transcription
Cellular component (GO): nucleus
Molecular function (GO): DNA binding; zinc ion binding
Source: RefSeq, a predicted model, not a curated record
AUGUCCGUCACUAUGAUACAGUCAGCUUUGCUUCUGGGAGCAUUUUGGACGGGGGAAGGGAACCCUAACUUAGAGUCUGUGUUUGUCAGUAUUGCCGUUCAAAUGGCAUCAUUGAUUGAUCUUGCAUCAUACCCGGCGGCUUCACCGAUCGAGAAGGAAACAAAUAUACGAAUUUGGUGGAGUUUACGGAUGGUUGACGUGUGGGCUUCGAACGGCGUUGGUCUUCCACCGAGACUCAGUAAGAUGAAACCAUCACCGCUGCCUGGUGAUGAUGUAGCAUUCAAUAGCGACAACAACUGGGUGAUGGAUUCGAGCUCCAAAACAUCCAUUCCCCGUUCCUCGCUCCUUUCCGAAAUGGUGAAAUUGAAUUGUAUAUUUGCAGAGAUAUAUGAGUUACAUGAAGAUACAAUCAAAGGACAAAUGGGUGGUUCAUUUAUAGAGACGCGUGUCACCAGUCUUGGGCUCAAGUUGGAUGAGUGGUAUGCAGCGCUCCCGGAUCACAUGCGAGACACACCAGAAAACCUCGCUCGGUUUGCGUCAGUUGGUUUGGGCCGUCUCUUCGUCGCUGUAUAUUGCGGCUACUACCACUAUGGUCAAUUGCUGUAUUAUCAAUUCCUGCAUGCCAAAAAUCAGGAUGAAGUCUUUUCAACUGCUGCCACAUAUGCUGUUCGAUGCAAUGCAUACUCUGCGGGUCUCUCCGAAAUCAUUUAUGCAGCACACUCUACUCCUAGAUGUGAUGUCCUGUACAACAUGAUAGGCCAUAUUCUUGUGGUUGCAUCCACCGUCCAGAUCCACACACUUUUGAAUUCCAGUUCCGAAGAAGAGAUUGCCACUACGAGACGUCGCCUAGAACGAAAUUUUGAGAUCAUGUUGCGUUUAGACAACCUGUGGCCCACUCUCGCAAUGUGCCUAUUACGACUCCGAAUAUUUCAUACGGCUUGUCGUAGGAGCAUGACAGAAACAUUUCUCAUGGACGGCUGGAUGCUUCGCUUCCUACGCGACUUUGGGAGGGCAGUCGAUGAAAGAACUGAUGUGGCCUCGGAAGAAAUCCCAUUUACGCUGGCUGGAAUUGAAAUUACAUUUGAUCAGAACAAUACUUGA